This is a messenger RNA of Penicillium manginii, 1323 nucleotides long. Its product is annotated as putative cAMP receptor-like protein. Gene Ontology annotation, molecular function: G protein-coupled receptor activity. The transcript is spliced from 3 exons. Gene Ontology annotation, biological process: adenylate cyclase-activating G protein-coupled receptor signaling pathway; cell surface receptor signaling pathway. The record is from RefSeq and is a predicted model, not a curated record. Gene Ontology annotation, cellular component: plasma membrane. Lineage: Eukaryota; Fungi; Ascomycota; Eurotiomycetes; Eurotiales; Aspergillaceae. The coding region runs from base 1 to 1323 and encodes 440 amino acids.
AUGGCCGGACCCUCUGAAGAACAACUAUUCGCCAUCUCCAUCACAGAACGCACCUGCUCCGCAAUAUCACUAAUAGGAACAUUCGUCAUUGUCGCAACAUUCAUCUGCUCGCGCGCAUUCCGAAAACCAAUCAACCGUCUCGUCUUCUACGCUUCCUGGGGAAACAUCAUGGCCAACAUCGCGACCUUGAUCUCUCAAGACGGAAUCCACGCCGGGAUUGGAAGUCCCCUGUGCCAAAUCCAGGCCUUUUUGAUCCAAUGGUUCAUGCCCGCAGAUGCAUUGUGGACUUUCGCCAUGGCUUGUAACGUCUACCUAACAUUCUUCCACAAAUACAACUCCGACCAACUACGACAGAUAGAGUGGAAAUACCUCAUUUUCUGCUACGGUGUACCUCUCAUCCCGGCUUUCACGUACUUCUUUAUCAAAACGGAAGCUCUUGGCCGGCUAUGGUGCUGGGUCUCAAAACAAUGGGACUGGCUACGAAUAGCGACAUUCUACGGUCCCGUCUGGCUAGUAAUAAUUCUAACAUUCGCAAUCUACAUCCGCGCCGGCUCAGUAAUCUACCAAAAAAGACGCCAAUUCCGCCAUCUCGGCCAUUCGGAUUUUCUGGACUCAGAGAUCCAGGCCGACUCUUCUCCACUCGUCAAAAAUCGGCUCCAGACUCAUGCCCAUGUCAAUUUAGACCAGGCUUUCCAGGGUAUCCAAGUGACGAGCGAAAUCGCGUACUCGGUCCCGGACGAGCGCCCUUCUUUGACGCAGGGGCGUAGUCAUAGCGUUACCUCGAACUAUAGUCCCGGGUACUCUGUUACGAUUCAGGGAGGGAGGUCGCUCUCCGAUGAUUCAGGCUUCUUCCGGGCCGAAGAGUCAACAGAAACAGAGCCAGAAUCAGAACCAAGGGUGUCGAUUCCGUCUUCUAUUCGACCACAUUCCCAACUGGAGUCCCGUCCAUACCCGACUCCCGGCGCCCGCGUCUCGCAUCUAGAAGAUACACAUACUAUUAGCAGCCACCGACGCUCAUCGGCCGGGGAAAAUACAUCCCGAGCAGCGUGGGCUUAUACAAAGUACGCGAUGUUAUUUUUUGUCGCGUUGCUUGUGACGUGGGUUCCUUCUACGCUGAAUCGGGUGUAUGCGUUUGCGAGACCGGAUGAGUUCUCGUUUGGGUUGAAUUUUGCUUCGAGUUUUGUGUUGCCGUUGCAGGGGUUUUGGAAUAGUGUUAUCUAUGUUUCUAUUUCUUGGCCUGCGUUUUGGGGGAUUUGGAGGGGGUUUAAGUUCAAGUUCAAGUUUGGGGGCAGGGCGAGUGCGGUGGAAAUGAGAGGGAGAUAG